UCUAGUGCUUCCACAAGGACACACUUAAACCUGCUGGAAAGAAACACACUGACAUGGAGCAAUUCCAUAACUUUUUUACUCUGCAUCUCUUGAGGCAAACGACAGAGUAGGAUUUAGCAAAGGAUUACACCUAUAUGUGGGGGAUUAAAAUUUAUGGAGAGCUAAGAUUUUCCUUUCCAAUGGAUAAUAAUGCUGUUUUGGGGUACAAACCAAUUACUAAGACUCUCCUUAAAAUUAAAUUCCCACAUCACCGUUCAUUAUGCAUAUUUGGUAUCUCUGAAAUGCUCAGUCCUGGCUAAAGGCAGGCUGGUGUUUCAUCAGGCAUGAUUGUCUGACACUUCUCAAAUUGUUUCUGCAAAACUAAGGUGUAAAUAAAUAAUAAAUUAUAUGCCUUCCAGAGAUUAAAAACAUAAAUUCUUACACAGCUCUAGCAAAAGACAAACAAAGUUAUAAAACCUGCUUUGAAACUUGACUAAAGGUUGAGGGAGUUGGGUCUGUUGAGCUGGGGAAGAGAUAGCUUUGAUGAGACCUUAGAACAGCCUUCCAGUACCUAAAGAGACUACAAGAAAAUUUUACAAGAACAUAGUGGUAGGACAAGGGGUAAUGUGUUCAAACUGAAAGAGGGUAGGUUUAGAUUAGAUAUUAGGAAGAAAUUCCUUACUGUGAAGAUGUGAGGCUCUGGAACACACUUUCCAGAGCUGUGGAUGCCCCAUCCCUGGGUGUGUUCAAGGCCAGGCUGGAUGGGGCUCUGAGUAACCUGGGAUAAUGGAAGGUGUCCCUGCCCAUGGCAGGGGGUUUGAACUAGAGGGUCUUUAAGGUCUCUACUAACCUAAACCAUUCUAUGAUCCUAUGGACACCCCCAAGACCCUCUCCCUAGGGCUGCUCCCAACCCCUUUUUCACCCAGCCUAUAUUUGUGUUUGGGAUUGUCCUGAUCCACAUGGAGGACCUUAUAUGUGGCCUUGUUGAACUUCAUAAGGUCUGCAUGGUCCCACCUCUCAAGCCUGUCCAGGAUGGAAUCUCUUCCCUCCAGCAUGUUGACUGCACCACACAGCUGGGUGCCAUCAGCAAAGCUGCUGAGAGUGCCCUCAAUGCCACUGCCCCCAUUGCUAACAAAAUGUUAUAUAGUGCCAGUCCCAGUCCAAAUAUCUUUAUUACAAGGUGUUUAUAGAAAGAAGGCUGAACAGAAAAGAUGCAAGGCAACACUCCUGUGUAUUAUCACUGCAGUUAAAAUAGUUGUUUGCAGUAUUCUCAAAGGACAAGUGCUACAAUAUGGAUUGCAACAGGGGGAUUUUUAUUCUCCCCUGGCAACCAAGUAUUUGUACUCUGUGAUGAUAAUAGAAGACAGAAUAAACAGGGCUAAAGCACUGGAGAAACUAAAUAGAGAAAGGCUUUGGGAAUUAUCUGAUUUCUUGAUUAUCCUGCUGACCUGAAUUUUUCAAGCACUAUCUUUUUCUUCCGGUCUUUUCUUUUGAUCCCCGCAGAAGACAAAGGGCUGAACUUGAUACUGGCACAUAUUUUUGUCUUCUACUAAGGAAGCUGUGUGUAUAUAUGCAACUUAGUGAUGUAUUUGAAGUGCUUAGGCCUGAUCUAACUUGUGAUCUUGAUCAACUAGUACCUUUCUUUGAUGUAAAGAAUAAUAAUUGUAUUUCCAAUUAAAAUAGUGAAACUCUUUUUAAAUAAUUGAUUUUUAUCUCUUGGAGAACAUCUGAGUUGUAUCUUCUGGUAAAAAUCCAAGGCCUACAGAAAGUCCACUAAAAUGCUAAUUUAUUCAUUUUACCAUACACCUUCUCCUGAUUAUAUAUGUAGUUUUAUAAUUUAUGCCCUAGCACACUGCUCCAGUGUAAAUAUUAUUCCUUUAUUUUUUCUCACUCUUGACAUUUUUAUUGACUAUGAACUUGUUUCAUUAAUGAGUAAGUAAUUUUAAAGACUUCUACUUUCCCUUAACUAACCUUGCCUCUCUAGUGAUUUCUCCAUGUAUUUAUAUUUAUCUUUCAAAUUUUUCCUUGUCCUUAGUGCUCCACAAAUUUUUUUCAAAUUCAAGCCACUUUAAUCUGCUCUUCACAGCCAAAACAAGUUCCUUUACUUGCUUCACUUCUGUUACACUGAUCCAGUUCUGAUUAAAUGGAUAGCUACAGGGAAAAACCAUCAGAAAUCUCCAUUCCACUAAUAAUCAUAAUUAACUCUUUGCAGAUCAAGUGUUUAAAAAUGUUCUAGCCACACGACUAAGAAGAAAUAAAACGAACCCAAACCAAAGAACACCUGAUCUCAUUUACUUGAAAGAGUUUUAUCUCAGACUCUCCCUAUCCACUUGCUAUUAGUAUGGGAUUAUUUUUGUUAGUUUACUGGCAAUGUGUUGAGCACAGCAAUUUCUAGCUGGGCAAGAUGCCCACUGAUGUUAAUGAUGUUAUGCCAACUUGCACUUUGCUGCAGGAACCUGAACCAUAGAUGCUGUGAUACUGUCAUUCAGUGUAUCAAACUUAACAUUUUGCUCCAAUUACAAUAACAGCCAGAACUACAUUUUCAUUCUCUAAGAUCGGAGUAUUUGUCCAGCAUUUCAUUGCUGCUAAUGUAGAAACCCAGGGAGUGCACUCUGGUGGUUGAGGACUGCUGUGGGCAGAUCUUCAGCACACAAAGCAAUCUCAUCCAGAAUUCCAGGCACUCCUGGGGUUCACUUCUUGCUACUGGCACAUUGGUUUUAAAUACACCCUGCCUGUAAUAACCUCAGCCCAACCUCACAGAUGUAUUCAGAAGUAGUGUCCUCCUCUAUUGUCGGAAAUACCCAUUUCCAAUACUGCAAUCUUCAGACUUGGCUAAUGAAUGUUGUUGUGAGUUAUUAGCUGAUUAAGACACAAAUGUUUCAAUCAAGUGGUUUAUGAAAUACUUCACAGAAAGCAAAAUACCUUUAUUCAGGCAGACCAGAACCAGGCAUAAGGUAUAAAGGAUUUGUGGUUUAGUUUUUCUGAUCCUUAAUUUAGUUCCCAAAAUACUCUUGUUCAAGCUGCCAGGCUUUUGGUAAUCAGCUCUUGAGGGCAACUCAAAAUUCAGCGUCUCUCAGUGGGAAUAAUGAAGUGGCCAUACUGAUAUAGGAGUAAAUGCCUAUUUAACCAUAGAACAUUUCUACUUAGUUAGAGAAGUCUAACCCAUGAUAUCAGAGGACAACUGAAAUUUUACUUCACAGGUACAGAAACUUCCCUGAAAUUAAACCUAUAGGAAGCUUACUUGUUGUUAAACACUGCAUUAUCAGAUACUGAUAUCAGAUGCAAUGAAACAGGUCCCUUCCUGUCUCUUUUUCUCCUCUAUAUCCUUAUUUUUCUUUUGAGAGAGACUAGGUUGCUUUUCUUUACCAAAAUUCUAAAUCUACAGUAAGCAUACAAACCACCCUUUGCACUGAUGAUGACAUAUUUAUCCCCCAAAGAUGAUCAACAAUAAAUGGAAUUUGAAUUUACUCUGACUUUUUUUGUUUGUUGCCUUUUUGUAUUCUUGACCAUUUUCCCUUCUAGAGAAGCACAUGCCAGCUUAUUCAGAAAAGUUUGGCAUACCUAUGACCUCUUAUUUGCUCCACAGAAGAUGACAGUGCAAGAUGUUCCUCGUGCCUUUCCCACAGUGGAUGUCCCAGAUCAUGCCCAUUAUACAAUUGGAGUUGUCAUUCUUAUAGUGGGGAUUACAGGAACUCUGGGUAAUUUCCUGGUCUUCUAUGCUUUCUGCAGGAGUAGGAGCCUUCAGACCCCAGCCAACAUACUCAUCAUCAAUCUAGCUAUUAGUGACUUCCUGAUGUCCAUUACACAGUCUCCAGUUUUUUUCACCAGCAGCCUCUACAAACACUGGAUUUUUGGCGAGAAAGGCUGUGAGCUGUAUGCCUUCUGCGGAGCUCUUUUUGGCAUUACAUCUAUGAUCACUUUGACGGUGAUUGCCUUGGACAGAUAUUUUGUCAUCACUAAACCUCUGGCUUCUGUUGGAGUGACGUCAAAGAAGAAGGCCCUAAUAAUCCUAGUAGGAGUCUGGCUGUACUCUUUGGCUUGGAGUCUCCCACCCUUCUUUGGAUGGAGUGCGUAUGUUCCUGAGGGUUUGCUGACUUCCUGUUCCUGGGACUACAUGACUUUCACACCAUCAGUCCGUGCCUACACAAUGCUGCUUUUCUGCUUUGUCUUUUUCAUUCCUUUGAUUGCUAUCAUAUACAGCUAUGUCUCUAUCUUUGAGGCUAUCAAGAAGGCCAACAAGUCUAUUCAAACAUUUGGAUGCAAACGUGGAAAUAAAGAGUUCCAGAAACAGUAUCAGAGGAUGAAAAAUGAAUGGAAGAUGGCCAAAAUUGCACUGAUUGUCAUCUUGUUUUUUGUCAUUUCCUGGUCACCAUACUCUAUUGUUGCUCUGGUAGCUUUUGCUGGGUAUUCCCAUGUCCUAACACCUUUAAUGAACUCCAUACCAGCUGUGAUUGCCAAAGCUUCUGUCAUCCAUAACCCCAUCAUUUAUGCCAUCACUCACCCCAAAUACAGAAGAGCCAUUGCAACAUAUGUUCCUUGCCUUGGACCCCUACUGAGAGUUUCUCCUAAAGACUCACGGUCCUUCAGCAGUUACCACUCCUCCAGACGAGCGACCGUAACCAGCCAGUCUUCUGAGAUAAGUGGGCUGCAGAAAGGAAAAAGGAGAUUGUCUUCUCUCUCUGACAGUGAAUCAGGCUGUACUGAAACAGAAACCGAUACUCCCAGUAUGUUCUCCAGACUUGCCAGAAGACAAAUUUCCUAUGAAACAGAGAAAGACACAACUCAGGCUACCGACAUAAGAGCCAAACUGACAAGCCAGGAUUCUGGGAAUUGUGGGAAGACAGCUGUAGAUGCUGAUGACAUAUUGAUGGUGGAACUGAAUGUCACAGAGUACACGGCUACACCUACUCAAUCAUCUAAAACAUGCAGCUUGGAGGAAAUCAAGAAAAGUCAGAGCCUGAACAGUAUUGGACAAAGAAAAGGAGAGUCUCACCAGGGAUCAUCUUCAGCCCAGAUACCCAGUAUUACAAUAACAUGCAGCAGUGUCCAAGGAGUAGAGCUGCCUUCUAGAUACAACUCUGAUUUCCUGUACCCUAAAUCCAUCAGUCACAAGCAGAACAAGAAGUCCAGCAGUUGAGUGGUGCAAGUCAGAACAUCACUUUAGCCAACAGCUCUGGAGCAGCUGUGGACUGGCUGAAUCCAGAAUACUUUCCUAGAUUGGUCUGAAAUGCUCCUACAAAGACACAGCACAAGUCAAGCAAGGAUAUAAACAAGAGGAGUGAUCUUUUCAGCAACAGAACUCUCUCCAAUGGAUCACAUCUUGAUCUGAGUCACACUGUAAUUUCAGUAUUUCUUCUUUAUGCAGCUCAUGAAAAAAUUUCUUUCAUUUGGACUUUAUUCUGCUUAUGUACAUUCCCACCACAGAUACAGACCUUACCUAGAAGUCUUCUAGGAUUAACUUGAGAGGGAAAGAAGUAUGAUAAUUCAAAACUGGCUUUGUUCACCUAGUGUAUUAACUUCAAAACUAUUACAGAGCUAAAGCUGAGAAUUUUGGGGGGAAAUGUACAUUACUUCCUGAAGAUGGUUUCUUCAUUAUUUUGAAGUUUCUCAACCAAAUGUAAACUUAAUUACACAGUCAGUGAUCCCUUCUCUCAUUAAUGAUACCUUUCCCCCCAUUUUCUUCUACAAUCCAAUGAAAGGCAAUGCACUUUAGCAGUAAUUUGAAGCCUCAUAGCUUUAUUUCAAUUUCUGAGACAGGGAAAGAGAAAGCAGUAACACUUGAGGAAAAGGCUAUGGUCCUUUCCAUACUUAGCUUCUUUUCCAACAGUGGCUUAAAAGAUGAUUUUAACCCAUUCUCAGCUAACUUCCCCAGAGCUAUAGGAGAUUAUUAUAAAACUCCUUCUGACUUUCCUUUAGCAGGUUUCAUGAGAAGAAUGCAGAAUACAAAGCAAUGUUUGUACUGAAAUGUCUUAUAGGUAAGUCAAUAUAUGUGUUUUCUGAUACUUCAAAGUUGUUUACCCUUUGAUGUGCUUUUCUAAAGUAAGUAUUGGGAGGAGAAGGUUUAGUUCCCCAAAAAUUGUUGUUCUAGCGAUGUAUGAAAUCCACAUCACCCCUACUUUGGCAUUUUCAUUUUCCCCUUUUCUAAGCAGCAGCAUUUGUAUAGCUGAGGGUUUUCUUCCACAGUGACUAAAUCCACAAGAUUGUACUUCUUUCCCCUAAAAGGAAAGGGGAAGAAUUCUAUCAGUAUUGACUUUCAGCUUUUCUUUGGUGUCUCUUCGACUGCGUAAGAGGAAGUGAACAAAAUUCAUUUGCAAUCAUAGCAGUCGAUCCAAAGUAGGGCUAAGCCCAAAAGAACAGGGCAGAAAGUGCUGUUGAAACAGUUCUUCCCCAUAGGCCCUCCAGCAGCUCUCCCUUUGGUUGCAAUAAUGGAGGGAACCCAGCAAAGCAUUUUGUCCUGAGUCAAUCGAUUCUUCCCUGUGUCACAUCAGAAAAAGCCAUGAAAUCAAUAAAAAUGUAAUGAGCUUAUUGUUUUGAGAGGAAAAAUCAGUUGGUUAAAAUCAGAAGGUCAGGGGCAUUGCUUUGAAGUAAACUACUGGAAACUUAGGUCAAUCUGAGGUUUAUUAAAAGGAAGGUUAUUAAAACUAAAAAUGAAGGAGACAAUGACUUCUGCAGCAGAUAAAUGUUAGAUCAAGAAAAAAGUGAGCCAUUCAGGCUGGUAAUAAACUACCAAAAGCAACACACUGUUCAAAAUCCACAGUGUUUUCAUAUAAAUGAAAUCAUAGGCAUCAGAGAUGGAAAGGAGUUGUUAGAAUCUCUCCCUUCACUUACUAAAACAGGAUAUUGUCUCCCAGCAGAGGACAAUAUUAAACUAAUAUAAACAGCUAGCAAUAAGGAGAAAUAAGAGAGAAAACAUCUUCAAACAGGAAGCAAGUUCAAAGAUAUUCCUCAAGUCUAAUGAGUUCUAUUAUGAUUUAUUGCUGAGGCUUUUAAAAAUAUUUAAAAGCAUGAAACAUGUAUUUCUUUCUUUAUUAUGAAGGCCAAUGACAGUACUAAAAGAUGGGAAGAAACAUUAGCAAAUGCUGUCUGUUUCAUAUGGGUCACAAAGGACUGAACCUGUCAAGAAAACAGGUCCAACUCACACAUGCUGUUUGAUGUGUUAACAAGGAGUGUAUGAUACGUGUCACUAAUAGCUAGAUCCUUUACUCCAGUCAUGAUUUUGUUCCAAGCAGUAUUCUUCAAGACUGCACUCUGCGCUCUUCUGCAUUCUCUUCCACUUUUAGAGGGUAUAAAAAGAAUACUUCCAUGGCUAGAAGAGCUUUAUGAAUCCACAGCAUGUUGUUCUCUGUAUCCUUCAACUCCAACAUGUAUUAGAGAUUACUUUGUAUCUAUAAAAAGAACUACAGCUGUUCAUGCUCAUCUACUUACAAGAGACUUGUAAAGCAUAUAUUAAUUAGGGAGAAUUUGUAUGUGAGCACUUCAAAACCCUUGUGUGUACUCUCUGUGUAACUAACAGCUUUGCCUUCCCUUCACCUCUGCUGUGUCUAUAAAAAUCAUACAGGGGAAAGCCUAAAAAAUUCAUCUCAUCUGAAUAUCUCUACAAGUGGUUCACACUGUAACCCCUGCGGCAUUUGGAAUAAAUCAUUAUUAGUUCAUAUUUCAUCUCAUCCUAGCAGAUUUAUUUGUGUCCUGUAUCCUCCACUUGGCAGCCAUUCUCUUGGUUUUGCUGUCUCUUUACACCCUUCAACACAGAUGACUGACUGAUUGGAUUAAAAUAAUUCAGGACUGAGAUGAUUCACGUUUCACUUGAAGUCAACUGUACAGGCUGUUCUGCAGAGACCGCCUGUAGUUUACCAUGCACUUGGACAUGUUCCAGUGACUUGGAGUGUGAAAGGACUAGGGCAAAUCUGAGACACUUCCCUUUGGCCUUUUGUACUCCAGCAGCUGCUCACAGAGCAGGCUGCUGGCAAAGGCAAUGGCAAGUGGUGCUGGGAAUUAAACACACAAGCUCUGCCCUUUCAGGGGGGCACAAACUCAGGCUUGGGUCACCAGCGAAACUGUUUGGUCUGAUCAUUCAAGCAAUUCUGCAAAACUGCUGAGCAACUGGUCACUACUGCUGGACCUGCAAAGGACGUGCCAAGAGCCAGUGUAAUGAACGGCUGCUGCAAGCCAAGACUGAAGGACUGCAUAAGACAGCAGCCACACGUUGCCAAUCUUUCCAAUUUUCACAUACAACCAGGGUCUUACUCCCUGUGUUUUCACAUUCCAUACUUUUGGAAACUUUUUUACACCCACCACUGAACUUAAAAGUGUCAUCAUAGAAUAUGACAUUGAGUAUUGACAUUUCACACAUUCUCAAGUAAGACAGAAUAGCAAACAGUAUCUUCCUUUAAGUAAUGUUCAAAACCUACAGCAAGCUUGACAUUCAGAAGUAAACAAAGACACCUUCAAUGCUUUUCUGGGUGUUUCUAGAGAUUUAGGGUGUAACAUAGGUAAGUCAUCAUUCCCAUGUGUGCCCAUUUUCCUCAGGGUGCUUGGUGCCAUUUUUUCCUCAGGCCAUCCCAAGAAGUGCCACCACGACCCCUCAUCCUCUGAUCCCUCAGUGAAAGGUACUGCUGUCCCAGUAACCCUGAUGGGGCACCUAUCUGUCUCUGCUGCUGAAACCACUGCUGAGAGAGGGCCCCUAUCUGCAAUGCAAUGUUAGUAUCAAAUAGUGGUAUUUCAGUGGCUGGUAACAAGUAUCUCUGUUGAAACCCUUGUGUUUGUAGCCUUGGAGUUGCUAUUGUCAUAGGAAUGUUAUAAAUAGGUUUAUAUAAAAGCAGUCUUGAAACAAGUAAAUUCUUAUUAGUGUCAUUCUGAGCAACUUUAGACAUGAGCCGCAAUCCUGUACACUAAAUGAUUACUGUGCUUCCCUUACCCCCUCGAAUUUAUAAUCUAAAUGCUCAUUUUCAAAUGUAUGUGGACUUCACAGCU
This is a messenger RNA of Parus major (Great Tit), 8949 nucleotides long. It is a transcript of the gene OPN4, whose product is annotated as opsin 4. NCBI's taxonomy places the organism in Eukaryota, Metazoa, Chordata, Aves, Passeriformes, Paridae. The coding region runs from base 3431 to 5116 and encodes 561 amino acids. Gene Ontology annotation, cellular component: membrane. The transcript is spliced from 11 exons. Gene Ontology annotation, molecular function: G protein-coupled receptor activity. The record is from RefSeq and is a predicted model, not a curated record. Gene Ontology annotation, biological process: visual perception; G protein-coupled receptor signaling pathway.